Molecule: messenger RNA, 1717 nt
Organism: Caenorhabditis sp. 36 PRJEB53466
Lineage: Eukaryota; Metazoa; Nematoda; Chromadorea; Rhabditida; Rhabditidae
Source: the annotation of a GenBank genome assembly
AUGGAUGCGAUUGAAGAGUCGGCAUCAUCCAGGUAAGAGCGACGGAAGAAUUCAAGUGUCCAUGUGAUGCUAAUUUCAGAAAAUCGUCUGGUGAAAACGUUGUAGAGCUUUGUAUAGAAGUGGAAGAAGAAAUGCAGCCAAAGUCGAGUGCCAAACCGAGAAGGAACCGUCGUUCGAAAGUCUACAAAACCCUCCCUCAGAAUCAGUGCCCUUCAAUCUGCCGUAUCUGCCGCAAUCCUGCAAUUGGUUACCAUUACGAGGUACUUUUCCUUCUUGUGGCUCGAAUUGUCCACUAGACUCUAGGUUCCCUCGUGCAACGGCUGCAAGACCUUCUUCCGUCGGACCAUCAUCACUGGCCGCAAGUUCAAGUGCUUCAAAGUGAGCAACUGUCUCGACGGGAACGAAGUCAUCGGUAAGUCAUGUUUGCUCUUCUUUUGAUUUGAUAUUUUUAAUUCUUUAGACACAUCGAAGCGAGUUUGCCGGGCAUGUCGCUUCGAGAAGUGUGUGCAGGCUGGCAUGAAUCCGAUGGCGAUCCAGGCCGAAAUGAAGUCCGAGGAAGGGGAAGAGCUGCGGAAGAAGAUUGCGAAGAAACGGGAGAAUGGGGAACAAUUCGAUAGUGGAAGUGUUUUCUUCAACUUUGAGGAUAGAAUGAGCCAAGUGAUUAGCAAGUUGGCAUUGGUGGAAUCGAAAUUGGAAGGAGUUCACAACAAGGGAAUGCCGAUGGGAUUCAAGGACUCGCGUGAUCUGGCGACGGUUCUAUCUUCAAAAGUGAUUUAUGAUAACAUGGAGAUCCCUGGAAUGAGUUACACUCUUGUCAAGCUAUCCAAGAACACGGGAUUGUGAGCUACCGUACUCUUGAGACUUUUAAAUCUUUCCCUAUUCCAGACCGAAAAGACGCUCUCGAAACUUCGUGCAUUCUAGCUAUUUGGCUUCUAUCGAAUACUCGAAAACGUUCGACUUUGCCAGUUCCAUCGACAUUGAAAGUAAGGUGAGUGCGUGACGGUCAAAUCGAGAGAAUCUUUCUGUACCCGGCCGCGAGAUCUAGAUGCACCCCUGAAAGAUUGUACGGAACAGAUUCCCACAUUAGAUGAGAUCAGUCAGAGAUUGAAAGAUGUAUAGUGAAAAACGAAGAACAUAUUUAGGUACUUCUCAUGAAACAUGCCACGUUGAUGUGUGUCAAUCUGACCAAUGCGUUCACUACUUUUUCGAAAUUGAAAGCAGAUAAGCUACUAUACCCGGACGGGAGCAUCUAUGGACCUCCGAAAAGGAAACAAGGACCGCUCAUAGAGAAGCAGAGGGCAUUCCUGCAGAAUACAUUGGUGACGUUUAUAAUGAACAAUGUGGAUCGGACAGAGUACAUGCUACUCAAAGCGAUAAUUCUAUGCAAUCCAGGUCCAUCCCCUUUGAAUAGCUCUCAAAAACUGAAUUCUUUGUAGCUGUCACAGGAUUGCCGGCAGAAGACGUAAAGCAUUUGCAACGGGAACGAGAAGUCUAUGCGCAAUGCCUCUUCCGAUAUUGUCUCCUUCAACAUGGCAUCUUGAAUGGUCCCGCCCGUUUUUCGGCUCUUCUAUCCCUUUGCAGCGUGAUUGAAAAUCAGCAAAAGGAACAAAAAGACUUGUAUUUGUACAUUAAAGCGAUUCAUUCGCAGAAGCACAAGGAUCCAGCCGAGCUGAGCAAAAAGUGUAUCAGUGUUCUGUACGAUCAAGUGAUGGAAUAA